AUGCCUCCUCCAUUUGAUAUGAUUUCUAAGAUGCAUCCUCCUAGAGAGGCUUGGAGGCUAAAAGUUAGGGUUCUAAGACUUUGGGUUGUACCUUCUUUUGGUAACCAUGAGGUUCCUAACUCAAUGGAGAUGAUUCUCCUUGAUGAGCAUUGUGGAAAAAUACAAGCUACAGUUAAGAAACCACUCCUUAAUAGGUUUAGGGAUCUUGUAGUUGAGGGUCAAGUUUAUAGAAUGGCAUACUUUACUAUUGUGUCAAAUCAUGGUAGUUAUAGAGCAACUUCUCAUGAAUUCAAAUUGGUUUUCCUUCACCAAACCACUGUUGUAGCUGUUGAUGAAGAUGUUAUCCCUAAGACUUGUUUCAACAUGUUUCCUUUUUCUGAUCUGCUGAAUAUGACCGAAGAUUAUGAUUUUUUAGUUGAUGUUAUUGGUCUUUUAACUUCAGUGGGAGAAGAGAAAGAAUAUGCAAAAGAGGGGAAAAUUGUGAAAAUGAUUGUGCUGGAAUUAACUUCCAAAGAUCUUACCUUGCGAUGUGCAUUGUUUGGGGACUAUGUUAAUCAAGUAAAUAAUUUCCUUGCCUCUGGCUAUGUGGAGCAGCCUGUUGUAGUCAUUCAACUUGCAAAAAUCAAGUUCUUUAGGAGUCAAGAAGGCCUUCAAAAUGUGAUGUAUGCCACCCAAAUGUUAUUUAAUCCUGAUCUUCCUGAAGUUGUUGAGUCAGGAAGAGGGGUGAAUGGUACCCAGCCACUAUUUAUUGCAAAAGAGGGUAAAGUUGUGUCCUUGGAAGAUGAUUUCAUGCGUUUAACUAGAAAAUGCACCAUUGAAGAGCUUCAAGAUAAGAAUCAGGAGGGUUCUUUUAUCAUUUUUGGUAUAAUCCAAGGUAUUGUUGAGGAUGGAGGCUGGUGGUAUUGUGCUUGUGUAUGUGGAAAGGGUAUCUAUCCUCAUAAUGGUGCAUAUUACUGUGAUUUCUGUUUGAAGCACAUAACCAAUGUCACUCCAAGAUUUAAACUUAAAAUAACAGUUGAAGAUCAUAGUGGGGAUGGUAUUUUCCUUCUCUUUGAUCGUGAGGCAUCUUAUUUGCUUAAGAAAUCAUGUGCUGACUUGUUUAGCGAGGUUCAAAGAGAUGCAAGUCUUGUAUGUGGGGAUACUUAUCCUCCCAUUUUCCAAGGGCUCAUUGAAAAGAAGUUACUGUUGAAGGUUGAUACCAAAGGUGUCCCACAUGAUACAUUUUAUGGCACUUUCCGAGUUAGGAGAAUAUGUGAUGAUCCCACCAUUAUUACCAUGUUUAAACUUCCCAAUUAUGAUGCUGAUGACGAGUCUACUCCAAAAAAGGAGCCUGAUUUACACAAAUCUGUCCCGUUUGGAAAAAGGGAUAUUGGUAUUAAGGAGAAGUCAUCAAAGACUUGUAUCAAAAGUGAAAAAGUUGCUGGGUCUGAGUUUGCUGCCUUGAUUAAUGGUGAAGAUGGGAAAGAUGAGAAAACACCGACCAAUGAUACUGUUAGUGAUGAUCUUUCUGCUGAACUGAAUAUAUUGCUUAGUUUACCAGAAAAGGAAACUCAGGAGGUGCUGUCCCAUGUUCUCCAUGCACGUUGCCAAUAUGGAGAAAAGCUAACUCAUGACAAUGAUGUUGUCACCUCCAAGGGCAAGAGGAAUUUGAAUCCCCAAUUUGAAGAAGUGGCUACUGUUGCAGAUGGGCGUGGGUCCAAGGUUGCCAAGGUUAAUAGGGUGUGA
Molecule: messenger RNA, 1725 nt
Organism: Arachis stenosperma
Lineage: Eukaryota; Viridiplantae; Streptophyta; Magnoliopsida; Fabales; Fabaceae
Product: replication protein A 70 kDa DNA-binding subunit C-like
Exons: 12
Coding region: 1-1725 (574 amino acids)
Source: RefSeq, a predicted model, not a curated record